CGACGUCAGGUUUCCGGGGCGCGCACUCGGUCUUCACGUCGUGUUUUGUUCGUUUCUUUUUGUUUAUUCAAACGUUCACGUUUAAGAUGUACGACCAGGACGAAGAUAACCAGUAUGAUGAAGAUGAUGAUGAGAUCACUCCAGACCUGUGGCAGGAAGCCUGCUGGAUCGUCAUCAGUUCUUACUUUGAUGAGAAGGGUCUGGUGCGACAGCAGCUGGAUUCUUUCGAUGAGUUCAUCCAGAUGUCAGUGCAGAGGAUUGUGGAAGAUGCUCCGCCCAUCGACCUGCAGGCUGAAGCUCAACACACAUCUGGAGAGGUGGAGGAGCCGCCUCGUUACCUGCUGAAGUUUGAGCAGAUCUACCUGUCCAAGCCCACCCACUGGGAGAGAGAUGGUGCACCUUCUCCCAUGAUGCCCAACGAAGCACGACUGCGUAACCUCACGUAUUCUGCUCCCUUGUAUGUUGACAUCACAAAGACCAUCAUUAAGGAGGGCGAGGACCAGCUGCAAACACAACACCAGAAAACCUUCAUAGGGAAAAUUCCCAUCAUGCUUCGCUCCACCUACUGCCUGCUGAGCGGGCUGACAGACAGAGAUCUGUGUGAGCUUAACGAGUGUCCGCUCGACCCUGGGGGCUAUUUUAUCAUCAAUGGCUCUGAGAAGGUAUUGAUCGCUCAGGAGAAGAUGGCCACAAACACCGUGUACGUUUUUGCCAAGAAGGACUCAAAGUACGCCUACACAGCAGAGUGUCGUUCGUGUCUGGAGAACUCGUCCCGCCCCACCAGCACCAUCUGGGUCAGCAUGAUGGCCCGAGGAGGACAGGGGGUUAAAAAGAGUGCGAUUGGUCAGAGGAUCGUUUCCACGCUGCCGUACAUUCGGCAGGAGGUUCCCAUCAUCAUCGUGUUCCGAGCUUUAGGCUUUGUGUCCGACCGAGACAUCCUGGAGCACAUCAUAUACGACUUUGAUGACCCUGAAAUGAUGGAGAUGGUGAAGCCGUCUCUGGAUGAAGCCUUCGUGAUCCAGGAGCAGAAUGUGGCCCUGAACUUCAUCGGCUCCAGAGGAGCGAAACCUGGCGUGACCAAGGAGCGAAGAAUCAAGUAUGCCAAAGAAGUUCUGCAGAAAGAGAUGCUGCCUCACGUCGGAGUCAGCGACUUCUGUGAGACCAAGAAGGCUUAUUUCUUAGGGUACAUGGUUCACAGGUUGCUGCUCGCUGCUCUCGGCAGACGGGAGCUGGACGACAGAGAUCACUACGGCAACAAGAGGCUGGACCUCGCUGGCCCCCUGCUGGCCUUCCUGUUCAGAGGAAUGUUUAAGAACCUGCUGAAAGAGAUCAGGAUUUACGCUCAGAAGUUCAUUGACAGAGGAAAAGACUUCAACUUGGAGCUGGCCAUCAAAACUCGGAUCAUCUCGGACGGGCUGAAGUACUCUCUGGCUACGGGGAACUGGGGCGACGUGAAGAAGGCUCACCAGGCCCGAGCCGGGGUGUCGCAGGUGUUGAACCGUCUGACCUUCGCGUCCACUCUGUCCCACCUCCGGAGAGUUAACUCCCCCAUCGGGAGAGACGGCAAGCUGGCCAAACCCAGACAGCUGCACAACACGCUGUGGGGGAUGGUGUGUCCGGCCGAGACGCCCGAGGGUCACGCUGUGGGUUUGGUGAAGAACUUGGCCCUGAUGGCCUACAUCUCGGUGGGGUCGCAGCCGUCGCCCAUCCUGGAGUUUCUUGAGGAGUGGAGCAUGGAGAACCUGGAGGAGAUCUCGCCUGCCGCCAUCGCCGACGCCACCAAGAUCUUUGUGAACGGCUGCUGGGUGGGAAUUCACAAAGACCCGGAGCAGCUGAUGAACACGCUGAGAAAGCUGCGCCGACAGAUGGACAUCAUCGUGUCUGAGGUGUCGAUGAUCAGAGACAUCCGGGAACGUGAGAUCAGGAUCUACACAGACGCCGGACGUAUCUGCAGACCGCUGCUCAUCGUGGAGAAACAGAAGCUCCUGCUGAAGAGACGACACAUCGACCAGCUGAAGGAGAGAGAGUACAACAACUACAGCUGGCAGGACCUGGUGGCGAGCGGCGUGGUGGAGUACAUCGACACUCUGGAGGAGGAGACCGUCAUGCUCGCCAUGACCCCCGACGACCUGCAGGAGAAGGGCGUGGCCUACUGCUCCACCUACACGCACUGUGAAAUCCACCCGUCCAUGAUCCUGGGAGUCUGCGCUUCCAUCAUCCCCUUCCCCGAUCACAACCAGUCUCCCAGGAACACGUACCAGUCCGCUAUGGGGAAACAAGCCAUGGGCGUCUACAUCACCAACUUCCACGUUCGGAUGGACACGCUGGCCCACGUCCUGUACUACCCCCAGAAGCCGCUGGUCACCACCCGCUCCAUGGAGUACCUGCGCUUCAGAGAGCUGCCCGCAGGAAUCAACUCCAUCGUGGCGAUCGCGUCGUACACGGGAUACAACCAGGAGGACUCCGUCAUCAUGAACAGAUCAGCGGUGGAUCGAGGGUUCUUCAGGUCAGUGUUCUAUCGGUCCUACAAAGAACAGGAGUCCAAGAAAGGCUUCGACCAGGAGGAGAUCUUCGAGAAGCCGACACGUGAAACCUGUCAGGGCAUGAGACACGCCAUCUACGACAAGCUGGACGACGACGGGCUGAUCGCGCCCGGCGUCCGCGUGUCCGGCGAGGACGUGAUCAUCGGGAAGACGGUGACGCUGCCGGAGAACGACGACGAGCUGGACAGCACCAACCGGCGCUACACCAAAAGAGACUGCAGCACCUUCCUGAGGACCAGCGAGACCGGCAUCGUGGACCAGGUCAUGGUCACCCUGAACCAGGAGGGCUACAAGUUCUGCAAGAUCAGGGUUCGCUCGGUCCGGAUCCCUCAGAUCGGAGACAAAUUCGCCAGCCGGCACGGACAGAAGGGAACCUGCGGGAUCCAGUACCGACAGGAGGACAUGCCCUUCACCUGCGAGGGAAUCACGCCGGACAUCAUCAUCAACCCCCACGCCAUCCCGUCCAGAAUGACAGUCGGUCACUUGAUCGAGUGUCUGCAGGGAAAGGUCUCUGCGAACAAAGGUGAGAUUGGCGACGCCACGCCGUUCAAUGACGCCGUCAACGUGCAGAAAGUGUCGAACCUGCUGUCGGAAUACGGAUACCACCUGAGAGGCAAUGAGGUUCUUUAUAACGGUUUCACCGGGAGGAAGCUGACGUCUCAGAUCUUCAUCGGGCCGACCUACUACCAGCGUCUGAAGCACAUGGUGGACGACAAGAUCCACUCGCGGGCCCGGGGCCCCGUCCAGAUCCUCAACAGGCAGCCCAUGGAGGGUCGCUCCCGAGACGGCGGCCUGCGUUUCGGCGAGAUGGAGCGUGACUGUCAGAUCGCCCACGGGGCGGCUCAGUUCCUCAGAGAGCGUCUGUUCGAGGCGUCCGACCCCUACCAGGUGCACGUCUGCAACCUGUGCGGACUGAUGGCCAUCGCCAACACGCGGACGCACACGUACGAGUGCCGCGGCUGCCGCAACAAGACGCAGAUCUCUCUGGUCCGGAUGCCGUACGCCUGCAAGCUGCUGUUCCAGGAGUUGAUGUCGAUGAGCAUCGCUCCCCGAAUGAUGACGUCAUGAAGUGGCCCGGGCCAAUCGGAUGCCUCCCAGAGGAGCAGGAAGUAGACGUUUGGUUGGAUGUUUGUAGUUUUUUUUUUUUUUU
This is a messenger RNA of Salarias fasciatus (jewelled blenny), 3693 nucleotides long. RefSeq names its product RNA polymerase II subunit B (gene polr2b). Lineage: Eukaryota; Metazoa; Chordata; Actinopteri; Blenniiformes; Blenniidae. The record is from RefSeq and is a predicted model, not a curated record. The coding region runs from base 87 to 3611 and encodes 1174 amino acids. Gene Ontology annotation, biological process: DNA-templated transcription. The transcript is spliced from 24 exons. Gene Ontology annotation, molecular function: DNA-directed RNA polymerase activity; ribonucleoside binding; DNA binding.